CGGUGCAGGAGAUGUCAUCCUGUGGGCGCAGUGUCAAGUGAGGUUUGAACUUUGCUUGAACUUUGACUCUGAAGUUGCCCAUCACACAAAGUUUCUCUGAGCUCUCACAAUUUUCCUGUCGAGUUAAUCGUCGUCCAUUAUGUGGCCAGGAAACUCUGGUUUUCCGACCAGUAACAAUCAGAGUGGUACCAAUGGCGACGUCCCACCUCAUUUCCCAAACCCCGGUGGAAAUGUUCCUUCUCCCAAUCCACUUGCAUACAACCCCACGUAUGGUGCCGUGCCAUCGUUUCCUUCACACGGUUCCCCAGCACCCACAGGCUUUGGAGUUCCUCCGCCAGUACCAAGAGACACCUAUCCUGGACAUCACCAGAAUAGUGGUUACCCAGGUCAAUUUGCUGGCAAUUACACACCCCCUCAAGGUCCUCCCACCCCAUACGCACCGCCGCCUGGCCCGCCGUCCUCGUCAUACGGCGCACCCCCUGGGCCUCCUCCGGGCAGGGCAGGCCCUCCAUCAUCGUCGUACGGCGCACCCCCUGGGCCUCCUCCGGGCAGGCCGGGUCCUCCGUAUUCUUCAUACGGCGCACCCCCUGGGCCUCCUCCGGGCAGGGCAGGCCCGCCUUCACAAUACUCACUUCCCCCUGGCAAUUAUCCACCGCCACCUGGACCCCCUCGUGGCUAUGGUGCACCUCCCCCAAUGAGCAGCGGCUACGCUAAUGCUCCUCCAAGUGGACCCCCGCAGAGGCCGCCCAAUCAACAACAAUUUUACGGCCCUCAAACGCAAGGACCCAAUCAGAUGCAACAACAGUCCUCUUUCCAAUAUUCUCAGUGUAAUGGCAAGAAGAAAGCCUUAUGCAUUGGGAUUAACUACGUCGGUCAGCAGGGAGAAUUGCGUGGUUGCAUUAAUGAUGCAAACAAUAUAAAGCGUUUCCUGAGCACUCAGUUUGGGUAUAAGGAUGAUGAUAUGGUUAUACUCACUGACGAUGCGAGGAACCCACGCCAAAUUCCUACUCGGCAAAACAUACUGCAUGCAAUGGAAUGGCUUGUGCGCGAUGCCCGUCCCAAUGACUCGCUGUUCUUCCAUUAUUCCGGUCACGGAGGACAGACGAAGGACCUCAAUGGCGAUGAAGAAGAUGGAUACGAUGAAGUGAUCUACCCAGUUGAUUUCAAACAGAAUAGCCACAUUGUUGAUGAUAUGAUGCAUGAUAUCAUGGUGAGGCCGCUUCCUGCGGGUUGUCGUCUCACCGCUAUCUUUGAUUCUUGCCACUCUGGGUCAGCUCUGGACCUCCCAUACGUCUAUUCCACGGAAGGCAAGAUCAAAGAGCCAAACCUCGCCGCGGAGGCCGGCCAAAGCUUAAUGUCCGCUGUGACUUCAUACGCUCGCGGCGAUAUGGGCGGCGUGUUCAGCUCCGUUACAGGAUUGAUCAAGACUGCCGGUGGGGGUGCACAGAAAGCCGACAUCAUCUCUAAGUCCACAAAGACGAGUCCUGCCGACUGCAUUUCUUGGAGUGGUUGUAAGGAUUCACAGACCAGCGCAGACACCUCAGAAGCCGGAAGAGCCACAGGUGCUAUGAGCUAUGCUUUCAUUAAGGCACUCACUGAAAACCCGCAACAAAGCUACCAGCAGCUUCUUAACUCCCUCCGUGUUAUCUUGAGGGCAAAGUACAGUCAGAAACCACAGCUGUCUAGUUCUCACCCGAUGGACACGAACAUACUUUUCAUUGCCUGAAUGAUGUCUGUAUCAUGUAUGUUGUAUCCUGUAUGUUUCUUGUAUGUAGUAUACUUGAGUACGUGGAAAUACGAGGUUCUGGUCCUGUCCAAUCAAGUCAUGU
This is a messenger RNA of Suillus clintonianus, 1829 nucleotides long. Its product is annotated as putative metacaspase. Gene Ontology annotation, biological process: proteolysis. The transcript has 21 exons. The record is from RefSeq and is a predicted model, not a curated record. Bases 140 to 1726 code for a protein of 528 amino acids. Gene Ontology annotation, molecular function: cysteine-type endopeptidase activity. NCBI's taxonomy places the organism in Eukaryota, Fungi, Basidiomycota, Agaricomycetes, Boletales, Suillaceae.